CGCGCCAGGCCCCGGAGCCAGACCCAGACCCGGACCCGCCCUGCCCUGCCCCUGCCCCUGCCCCGCUGGCGGGCGGCUGCGCCGGGACAUGGACUCCGACUCCUGCGCCUCCCCCUUCGCCCCCGAGGAUUUUUCCCCAGGCUCCAAGAGACACAGAACCGUGGAAGAUUUUAACAAGUUUUGCACAUUUGUCUUGGCGUAUGCUGGUUACAUCCCCUACCCCCAAGAGGAGACACCCUUGAGGAGCAGCCCCAGUCCUCCUAAUAGCACUGGUGGGACCAUUGACAGUGAUAGCUGGGAUGCCCGAUUCAAUGACCUCCCUUCUGCUGUCUCCCUGCCAGUCAAGAAUAGAAAAAACUUUAGUCAGCUCAAGAGAACAAAACCAUAUGCUUCCCUGUUCCAGCGAGCAAAGCCUAGCAGUUUCCUGCCAGAACGAAAGCAAAUUGAUAAAAUCAGGAAGAAGAAAAAACUGAAGAGAAGGGAAACAGAAGUGCCUGUGGAGAAAGAAUAUGAGGAGAAGCUCCUGGACCUCGAGGUGGAGGACUCUUAUGUAGAAACCCCCAUGAGCCCUUCAUCUGAGGGUGACCCUCAGUCCGUGACCGACCACUGUUCGGUGUGGGACUCUGAUAGUCCUUCGAAUGUCUCUUACGCUGCUGCUAACUCUGAGCAGGCUGUGGAGAUACACAGUGUGGGCAAGCGAACAGUCAUCCGGCAGGGCAAGCAGGUUGUGUUCCGGGAUGAAGAUGGCACUGGAGAUGAUGAGGACAUCAUGGUGGAUUCAGAUGACGAUUCCUGGGACCUAGUCACCUGCUUCUGCAUGAAGCCUUUUGCUGGUCGGCCAAUGAUUGAGUGCAAUGAAUGUCACACCUGGAUCCACCUCUCCUGCGCCAAGAUCCGCAAAUCAAAUGUCCCGGAAGUCUAUGUUUGCCAGAAGUGUCGGGACUCCAAGUUUGAUAUUCGCCGUUCAAACCGCUCCCGGAUGGGCUCACGCAGGCGCUUUCUGGACUAGCCAAGGGAGCUGCCUGACCAGCAUGCCACUUGAGCAGAUUAACCAUGCAAAGCACAGAACUCCAGCCAACUAGGUCUAGGAGAGCUCCUUUGAACUGCAUUUGCUCAGGCAAAAGGGGGCUGCCUGCCUGUCCAUGUUAACAGGCACAAGGUGUCAGAAAGUCUCUGACAGCCAAGGCUGGAAGAGGCCUGCUGGUCAAAACUGCUGCUAGACACUGGCUAGCUGUAGCAGACAGAUGAAGCACCCCAGGUACAGAGGGGUUUUUGAACAGUUAAGACUACAAAGGGGAUGAUGUCUGGGAAUGUGUAAUACUUUUGCCACAUGUUAAUUCUCAUCCCACUGGGAAAGUGCUAAGAAACUGCAAGACUUUUAUGUGUUAAGUCAAUCACCUCCCAAGAGGGAGGAGGAAGAAAAGCUCUGUAUGACAAGUCUGAAAAGCUACUGGCCAUAUGUUUUAAUUUUAAUGUAAUACUAGACCCCCCCCCCACCACCCAUUUGUCCAUAUAUAACAAUCUUAAGUAUUCCUAAGGCCCAUGACAGUGAGUGUGAAUGCUCACUGAACUCGCGUGUGAUCUGCCUCUGCUUUGACAGGGCUGAGCAGCAGGCGCAGCAUUCGUUGAGUUCUGUGGUUUUUAGCAUUUGCUUCCAGUAAAAAACAAUGAUUUCCUGUU
This is a messenger RNA of Alligator mississippiensis (American alligator), 1680 nucleotides long. It is a transcript of the gene PHF13, whose product is annotated as PHD finger protein 13. The record is from RefSeq and is a predicted model, not a curated record. Bases 89 to 1009 code for a protein of 306 amino acids. Gene Ontology annotation, molecular function: chromatin binding. Gene Ontology annotation, biological process: mitotic chromosome condensation. Lineage: Eukaryota; Metazoa; Chordata; Crocodylia; Alligatoridae. The transcript is spliced from 4 exons.